Molecule: messenger RNA, 1328 nt
Organism: Sebastes umbrosus (honeycomb rockfish)
Lineage: Eukaryota; Metazoa; Chordata; Actinopteri; Perciformes; Sebastidae
Gene: vma21
Product: vacuolar ATPase assembly factor VMA21
Exons: 3
Coding region: 125-430 (101 amino acids)
Biological process (GO): vacuolar proton-transporting V-type ATPase complex assembly
Cellular component (GO): endoplasmic reticulum membrane
Source: RefSeq, a predicted model, not a curated record
GUCUCGUGAUCCUUUGCGGAAGAAGGGAUUUCAGGCACAGUGACAACACACAGACAGCUAACAUCAACAUUAACCCACUAUAGUCUCCGUGUUUAUCUUUAUCACGACACCGUUCAGCCCAGACAUGGACGGAUCAGUCAGAGCAGCUCCAGACGCCGGACCGCCGGCUUAUUACAGAGGAAAUGAAAGCUCCCUGGUUUCAGCCCUCAAGACACUGCUGUUCUUCACCAUCCUGAUGGUGACCCUUCCCAUUGGACUCUACUUUGCAACAAAGGCUUACCUUUUCGAGGGUUCCAUGAAGAUGUCAAGCUCUGACAGCUACUUCUAUGCAGCCAUUGUUGCAGUGCUCGCUGUGCAUGUAGUUUUGGCUUUGUUUGUUUACGUGGCCUGGAAUGAAGGCACGCCUAAAGGGAAGGGCAAAGACGAUUAAGGCACGUCCUUAUCAGCUCGUAAAAGACCGGAGGAGACGGACAGACACGGGCAUGGAUCCGCAGCCCCCCCCCAAUCCUCCAUCAUGGGCUCCAGCACCAUCUACCAACCAGACAGUUAGGGGAUCUGGUUUGCGCUUAGGCUUUAACACAAGGUUAAAGCAUGAAUCUACUGUAUUACUCCCCGGCACAGGGGAGUGGAGGCUGUUGGGUGUGUUUUUUCACCAGCCUCAGCAGGCCCACUUUAUGACUUUUUGUUCUCGGAAAAUGUGAUUUUUGUUGACAGAGGAUGGCCCCUUAUUUUAAAGAGGCUUUGUUAUAAGCUGCCAUUUGGCUACGUGCUAUAAGAUCCUUCACAAUUAAGAUUUUGUCGUGUAGGAAAACAUCUUUUGGAUGAUGCGUUCAUCCACACGCACACACUUAUACACACACACACACACCUACUCAUACACUGUACGGGCUUGCAAUAUGUAUGCAUAAAGGAUUCGACUCCAAAAUGCUCUACAUCCAUUCUGUGAGUAUUUGUGCUGCUGAAUUGAUCAUUCUGUCCUCUAAUUUCAGUUAUUAUCCGCCCACAUUUGAAGAUGACCCUUAACAUCGAUACAAACCCAUAAUGUGUUUAACUUUCAUGCCGUAUUUUGGAGCAAAAUUUUCAUGACGUCUUGUCUUUAAAAUAAUCAGACUUGUCUAUUUCGUCCUUGUGUCUUUCGCUCUGUUUUAAAGUGUGUGUCUGUAAUGUAGCUCAGUGGUAUUUUGGAACUUUGAAUUAGAAAAUUAUUGCAAGAUCAAUUUGUAUUUAAAGGAAUGAUUUGUAUAUGAAGAUGUCUGGUGAUUUGAGGAUGUUGUCGGUGUGAUGCGGAUGAGAAUGUUGACUUGCUCAAAUAAAUUUGAAAAAAUUAA